GGGAAGCACGCAUGUGCCGUCAACCCGGAUGUAGAAAUGCUUGUACGCGUCUCACUCCUAUUUCACCAACUUGUGACAUAUGUGUGUCUUGUUAUUGUUAGUGAUACAUUUUAGCACCGGUUUGGAACAAAGCCUUGCUGGUCCAAAUCGUUCCAAACCGGUUUAACGUCAGCCGUGACAUGAGUCGACCUCCGUGGACGGUACAAGUGAGAGACAGCUCCACAACCACAAGCAGUGUCCGAGGAGAUGCACUUUUGAUUUACGGUGAAAGAACACAGAUCCUUCAGUAACUUGAAGGAUGGACUUUCGUGGUAGGAGGCACGAGCGAGGCAGCAACUGGACUGACCAGGAGAUAGUGGAGCUGCUCCAGCUGUGGUCUGAUGACUCUGUCCAGAUCGAGCUGGAGAGCUCGCUGCGCAACCAGCGUGUGUUUGACCGCAUUGCCCACAUCCUGCGAGAAAAAGGCAUUUUCCGCACAGGUGACCAGUGCAGGGAGAAGAUCAAAAAGAUGAAGCUGGAGUACCGCCGAAUCAAAGACAACCACAAGAUGAGGUCCUGGAAGUUUUAUGAUGUGAUGGACAGAGUGCUGGCCAACCGACCAUCCAUUACCUAUUCCUCCUUGGGUGGAGCUGUCAUAGCUCAACAGGUGUUUCAGAAUCCCGUGGGGCCUGACACGUACUUGCAAGGAGUCCCAGCUAGCUCCUUUGGUCCUGUGUCCUCAGGUGGGUUUCUGUUUGGUCAGCCUCCCAAAACCGGCGAUCCACUGGAUAUAAAAUGUGAAGACGAUGAGCAGAGCAUGUUGAAUGCAAAUGCUGCGCCGCCGGAGAUGUAUUAUGGGUCUGGAGAUGACCAGGAAACUGAUGGGCAAUCUCUACUGGGGCCAGAGGACACACUGGGUCAAGGAGAGAGCUCCACACAUGCAAGAAUCUCACCUUCAGGUUUUAGUGAUGUGAACCUUGCUGCUCCUGCCACAACGGCCUCCCAGACUGUUGGUGUUCCUGUAAUACUGAACACAUUUGAACUGCCCACCAAGGAGGCACCUCAUUCCCCAGCUUCUGUGAGGCAGCGAAAGCGUCGCCACGGUGGGAAAACCUCAUGGAACCAUGGAGGUUCUAGGGGUGGUGGUCAUCAUGGCAGCCUGGAUAAAACCCUGGUCAGCUUCCUGAACUGGCAGAAGUCAGCAGAGGAGCGCCUCCUCUCUCUGGAGGAGGUGAGGUUAGAGAGAGAGCUGCAGGCUGAGGAGCGCAGGCAGCAGAGGGAGGAGAGGAGGGCAGAGCAGGAGCGCCAGCAUGAGCUCCGCCUGUUCAGCAUGCUGACAGGAGCGCUGCUUGCUGUUGGAAAGGCUGCUCCGACCACGGCCAUGACACAGACUGACCCCUCUGUCCCAACCCAAACUCCCCUGACCUCUUCGCAGUUGGCCACGGCUGCCUCCUCCGCCUCGACAUCUUCUCCUCAGCUGCCUAUUGAUGCUCCCGCAUCACAGGCUGUUUCCCCUCAGGAGACAAAAACAUUAGCACCACUCACAUCUGUCAAGGCCUGCAAAAUGUCCCAAGAUGUUUCAGCAGAGAUUCCCCACCGUAGUGUGUACCUGUCCAAACGUGGUAAUCGCAUCCGACAGCAUCAAGGGAUUCUCCAGGAAGGCUUUGCUCAGUAUGCAAUGGACACACACCAUAACAGGGACAAUCCUGAUGGUGUAAUCAACAUGGGAACGAGUGAAAACAAACUGUGCUAUGAUCUUCUUCACAAACGGCUGACCAAGCCUGACAUGCUGCAUAUUGACCCGUCCUUGUUGCAGUAUUCAGACUGGAGGGGACACACAUUCCUCAGAGAGGCGGUCGCAAAGUUCCUGACUCAUUACUGCUCUUCUCCAAACCCACUCAAAGCUGACAACGUUGUGGUGAUGAACGGUUGUGGUUCGCUCUUCUCAUGCCUCGCUGCAGUCAUUUGUGACCCUGACGACGUCAUUCUUAUUCCGACUCCUUUCUACGGCGUUAUCACCGAGGAUUUACAUUUGUAUAGCGACGUUAAACUCUUCCAUGUUCCACUGGACUGUGAGGUUGACGGUUGCAAAGACAGUCGACCGUUUCACCUCACUGUAGAGAAGCUAGAUGCAGGUCUGAAAAAAGCCAAGCGAGAGGGUUUAAUGGUCCGAGCUGUUAUACUCAUGAACCCCCAUAACCCUCUGGCUGAUGUCUACACCUCGGAGGAGAUGACCGCUUUUUUGGAGUUUGCCAAAAGAAAUGAGCUGCACACCAUUGUAGACGAAGUGUACAUGCUGACGAUUUUUGACGAGUCUGUCACCUUUCGCAGUGUUCUCAGCGUCGACAGGUUGCCCGAUCCGCAGAGGACACACGUAAUGUGGGGAAUGAGCAAGGACUUUGCAAUGGCAGGAAUGAGGAUAGGCACACUGUAUACUGAGAGCAGAGACCUGGUGGAAGCUUUGGCCCAGUUGGGCUCAUUCCACGGUAUCUCUGGUUCCACGCAGCACCAGGCAGCGCAAUUGCUUGAAGACAGAGAGUGGAUCAGUGUGGAAUUUCUGCCUGAAAACCGAAACAGACUGAAAGCUGCUCACAGCUACCUGACAGAAGAGCUGCGGAGUCUGGACAUCCCUUAUCUGGACAGGCCUGCGGCCCUGUAUGUCUGGGCUGACCUCAGGAAGUACCUCAGAGAGUCGUCGUUUGAGGAAGAGUUGUCUCUGUGGAGGUGUUUCCUCAGACACAAGGUGGUCAUGAGCUGCGGUCAGGCCUUCCACUGCUCCACACCCGGCUGGUUCCGCAUCGUCUUUGCAGACCAACAGGACCACAUUCAGCUUGGCCUGAAGCGAUUCAAGGAGGCUUUGAAAGAGAUUGAAGAAAGGAGCGUGAGCCCGGAUUCACACUCUGUCAAAGAAGCCAGUGAGGAGAGCAAAAAGUCAGUGAAAGAGGACAGUGGAGAUUCGGACAAUGCCGCGAUUGUUAAUUCGACAUCAUCGCCCCGGAGCAAGUCAUCCGACCAGCUGAAGGAGAAGGAUGGCCCUGUUCCUGACACGGGUUCGCUGGCAUCUGAGGAGUUUGUGUUGCUGGACUGCCAAACGUCGAAGCACACGGAGAGUCUGGAGUCCCUGAUUGGUACUCUCAAGCAUCAAAUCCGCUCCUCUGAUUGGCUGGAGAAAAAAACUCCAGAGCUGUCCCCCGGAGAGGACCCGGAGAUUCUUGACGUAUUCCAGGCGCUGCUGCAAAGGGCCAGAAAGUGAGUUCAGGAUAAACAGACACAAAUGUCACUGCCGGUGUUAAAGAGGCAGCACUCGAUCAUCUCCCUCCCUCUCUGUGUUUAUGGCAAAACGCUCGACACAAGCUUCUGACACAAAGUGAGAACUCAAAUUCCUGUUUCUGAGGAGUGGAGAGCAACGAGAAGACGAGGACAAAGUACUUUCCCAUCUGGAUCUUGAGGCCUUAUUUUCAAGCUGCCCGUGGAGGUGGCCUUGAAUUAAUUUUGUCUUUUGAUAAUCCAGUCAAAAGGUUUGUGUUCAAGUUAAAGUAAAUGCCAAAUGUAACUCAACCAAAAGCAGUCCUGUUUGAUUUGCAUACCGCUUGCAUCUCUUCAUCUAAAUUGUACAUUUAUUUUUAAAUAUUCAUCGUAUGCACUUUAUUUCAACAGAUUAUGUCGUGUUUCAGUAAAGGAAUUGAAUUGAAUUGGA
This is a messenger RNA of Solea senegalensis (Senegalese sole), 3676 nucleotides long. It is a transcript of the gene accs, whose product is annotated as 1-aminocyclopropane-1-carboxylate synthase homolog (Arabidopsis)(non-functional). Gene Ontology annotation, biological process: biosynthetic process; amino acid metabolic process. Gene Ontology annotation, molecular function: pyridoxal phosphate binding; transaminase activity. The coding region runs from base 299 to 3232 and encodes 977 amino acids. The record is from RefSeq and is a predicted model, not a curated record. The transcript has 16 exons. NCBI's taxonomy places the organism in Eukaryota, Metazoa, Chordata, Actinopteri, Pleuronectiformes, Soleidae.